GGAGCCUGUCUGGCACUGAAUGCUGAUAGAUGGUACACAUAUGUGGCGGAAAUUUGUACCUCCCAUGGGUUGCCGUUGCCAACUGAUGAUGAGAGGCUUCCUGUUGGAACAGGCAGCAAUCCAGUUUAUCUAGCUGGGGACAAUGUUAUAAAAAUAUUUGUUGAAGAGGGAUUAGAAGCUUGUCUUCAUUCUUUGGGCACUGAGCUUGAGUUUUACAGUCUACUCCAGAAAAUAAACUCCCCUCUGAAGAAUCACAUUCCUAAUGUUUUGGCCAGUGGGAUUCUUUAUAUUGAAAAUGGAUUGUAUAAAGUUCAGCAUUGGGAUUGCAAAGGAGUUCCGGAGGUGGUUGCUAACAUUAGUCCCCUUGUGGAACUUGAGCAAGUUGAUUAUCCAUUUGGUCUGUGGAGUAAAAGGCAGUUUGAUUUUAAAAAAGCUGGGAUGUCAUUACCCGAACUAGUAAGCGCUGGCAGCGGCUCAACAAUAUGGCCAUAUGUCAUAACACAGAGAUGCAAAGGAAAAAUAUAUGCUCAAAUAAGAGAUUCCAUCUCAUGGGAAGAUACUGUAAAUUUGGCCUCCUUCCUGGGAGAACAAAUGCGCAACCUUCAUCUUGUGCCAUGCCCAGCUUUGAAUGAUUCAAUAUAUUCGGAAUCCCAGCAGAAAGAACUCCUCAAUGCUAAUGGGUAUGUGGAGGAUGAUGAGGACAAGAUUUGUGCUCCUGGAGAGUGGAAUUUGUUCCUGAGAACUCUGAACAGGAGAAAGAAGGAUGUUUGUAACCGCUUGACCAAAUGGGGUGAUCCGAUUCCCAGAGAACUGAUUGAGAAAGUUGAGGAAUACAUCCCUGAUGGCCUUGGAAAGGUUGAUAUGGGAUCCAGAUCUUGUACCUGGAUACACUCCGAUGUAAUGGAUGACAAUAUCCACAUGGAACCAUGUUCCGUUGCUUCUCGCUCUGCAGGGACUAUUGAUGAUCCUGAGUUGAUUGACAAUGUUUAUGCUAAUGGAUCUGAUUUGGGUGAGCCUAGACAUGCAUGGCGUCCUACUCAUAUACUUGAUUUCAGUGAUCUUUCAGUUGGGGACCCGAUUUCUGACUUAAUCCCGAUAUACCUGGAUGUCUUUAGAGGAGAUCCACGUUUACUGAAGCAGUUUUUGGAUAGCUAUAAACUUCCAUUUGUUAAAAGAGGACUUAAUGCAUCAGCUGAAAGCAACAGAUUUCAGAGACUUUCUUACCGAGCCAUGUGCUACUGUAUUUUGCAUGAUGAAAAUGUUCUCGGAGCUGUUUUCGGUACUUGGAAGGAACUAAGGAAGGCAAAAUCAUGGGAAGAAGUCGAGGAAGCUGUAUGGGGAGAUCUUAACAGUUAUACAGGCUGCUGUUAAACUUUCUUUUUGUUCUUUUUUAAUUUAGUCUUUCACGCCCCUGGUAAAAGUUCUAUUGCUGUAUGUUGAAUAAGUCCAGUCGCUAGUACACUCACAUUUGUUUGAGUUUAUUUGUUGAUUUUAUUCAUCUUAACUUCUGAUCACAUCGUUAACAUUUUAAUAAAAUAUAAAACAUAAAAACAAUGAUUGUGGAA
Messenger RNA from Nicotiana tabacum (common tobacco), 1565 nucleotides. Lineage: Eukaryota; Viridiplantae; Streptophyta; Magnoliopsida; Solanales; Solanaceae. The record is from RefSeq and is a predicted model, not a curated record.